AUGACGCUUGAAGAACUGAAUCACCUGGAGGAAGACAUCAGACAGAGGGUGCUACAAAACCGCGACGACCAGGACUUCGUGCCUUACUGUUGGCUGGUCGACCUUCUGGAGGAAGAGCGAAUCCGGAAAGUUUUGGACGAAACCAAAAUCGAAGUAUGGCGCAGGCCGGUGUUUGCAGCCGCUAUUCGGGCCGACGCUAUGAGGAUCUUCGGAACUUUAGUUUUGAUGAAGAUACCACAUCUGAUGUCCGACUUCAUCACGUGUGAGGUCACGGAUGGAUACCUUCCGAUGAACAUAGAAGGCGUCCAAGAGAUCCUCGGAAAGCCAAGGUUCGAGGGAAGGUUAAGAGAGAUUAGAGAGGAGCAGCAAUCGGAGCGUAGAAAGAAGGACGGCAGCUAUGAUGAGGAGAUAAAGGACUUGGAAGCACGCAUCGCACCGAUCGACGGUUGGGCAACGACAUUUGUGCAGAAGCAAUUCAUCUUUCUCAGUCCAGACUUCUCGCGAUCGCGAGCACACAGGACGAUAUUCGACAAGAGGCCGCUUCCGUUCUUACGUCCGCGGCCGAGCGAUACCGAUCGUCGUGAGGGCCAUUUCGGGGAAGUAUCCGAAGAAAAGCUACCACCGCCAAUAUUUGGGGAUGACGGCCAAAAGAGUUUGAGCGUGAUCAGGAAGCAGUUGAAGUCGAGGGUUAUAAACAAAUACCUGGACGAAGAAAGAUGUCUGAGGCUCUUGAAUGUGCUAUCCCAUCCAAACAUUCUAGAGCUCUUUGGUUCAUACACCUACAGCGGCGCUCACAACUUCCUCUUUCCUAUGGCAAACCUUGGCGACCUUCACGACCUCCUCGAGCAUGCUCCGCCACCAGCAUUUCUGACCGACUCUAGUCGUGGAACAGCAAGUUCCGCUUCACAGAUUAAGGAGGAGGCUUUCUACGAAGCCGCAUGCGGACUUGCUUCGGCCCUUGAAAAGCUUCACUACUAUAGUAACGAGGAUCUGAAGCUUGACUUGAUCGGCUGUCACCAUGACUUGAAGCCGAGGAACAUCUUGGUUCACGAUUCCAAAUUCAUCCUGGCAGAUUUCGGCCUUUCCACCAUGAAGGACUCUAUCGCUGAUCCCGAGACAUUGGCCCGCGACAGAGACCAUUACUUCAAUCCACCAGAGGCACAGGAUUAUUUUACUUUUGAGAAGUACCCGGUUGGGCCUCCGAGCGACGUCUGGUCCUUUGGCUGCAUCCUUGCGGUCCUUCUAGCGUACAUGAAGGACGGUGGCCCCAAAGGCGUCGAAGCCUUCAAGGAGCAGCGCACACACACGUUCCGUGCAUAUCGAAAUCGUCCAUUAACGCUCAAAAGCUUCCACGCAGGACGUGGACAGAUCAACCCCGGCGUAGAGAAGUGGCUCGCCGACAAGCUAGCUAAGGCCAAGGCCGACGGAAAGCAAGCUGAAAUUGCCCUGGUUGAGCUAAUCCACGACAUGCUGACCAUUGACCCGAAGGAUCGACCUGAAAUUCGGCAAGUACUCCGGCGGCUGCGAUGCAUCGCUCUCUAUAAGAUCGCGGAACCAAUUCAAGAAGCAUAUAAAACAUCGGCCCACGGGCAUGCUCUUGAGUUCUUAGUAGAGAAACAUAUAUUCUCACAGUGGCUGGAUCGUAUUGGCCCCAUAGCGAAGGACGAUUCGCGAGUCCUAGGAACUGAGGAGUCUUUUAUCGAGCUUCGACGAGCCCUAAGCGAUAUCUAUGACGAACUCAGACUGCUCUCAGACAUCACUACAAAUGACCGACCACUUUUCACGCGGCUGCGGCAUUCAAACGAGCUCCUGCUUUCAUCGUUAGCCUGGGAGACUCGGAUGAGUGUCCACAGAUGUGUUGAGCUCGAACUCUUAUCCCAAGAGUCGAGUGCUAAGGAUGAAGGAGAGCUCGGACAGUCACAUGUGGUCCAUGAUCUGGCACUCCAUGCUAGUGAACCACAGGUAUCUGAUGUGCCCUCUACAGCGAGUCUGAGCUAUGCCACCCGCGUUGCGAUUGCCAACAUGGCGAAACUUAUGAAUGAGUCCAACAAUAGCUCUAUCCCGAAGCUAUCGCAAGAAGCUGUGAAGCUGCUGCCGCUGCCUCAGAAGAGAAAGGGCAGCGUCCCAACAUUCCGGCUGGCCAAAUUGCGCGAAGCCAAGCAUGAAAUCGGGAUUGAACGGGAUGUUCUCGUCGAAGAGAUGCAGUACAACCGAAACGUCGCCGACGAAACGGUGGCGCGCACACUGUUCGACCGUAUGGUGAAUGUGCUGGGUAGGCAGAACCAGCCAAUGGCGAACUUUCGCGCGCUCCGGUGCAGCGGAUUUUAUCACGAGGAGGCCAGAAGAUACUUUGGCCUCGUCUACGAUUACCCGAUUCCGGAAGGGUCAAAUACCUCAACAGAUUCAUCGCAGAAGAAGACUGUGCAGCUUGCUGAGCUGAUGGACAAGCACGACAGAGUCCUAGACAGCCAAGAGGACCUCAUCAUCCCCCUUGGGGAUCGAUAUCGCCUCGCUUACGAACUCGUCGCCGCCGUCUAUGCCUUCCAUCAGGCCGGAUGGAUACACAAGAACAUCUCGUCAUACAACAUCCUGUUCUUCCAAGAUGAUCACAGUAAGGAGGGGAACGUUGACCCGAACACGGAAGGAUACACAAGGUUCAAGCAGUUGUUACUAGCAUCUCCCUACCUAAUUGGCUUUUCACACGCACGGCCGAACGAGGAAAACCAGUAUUCGAACCGGACCAGUGCCGGCGUUGGGAACGGCGACGAGGCGAUGCGGACGCUACGCGCCUAUCAACACCCGAGCUAUCUGGGCGAUAAUGACAGCCAUCGCGCUCCUUACCGCACUGCAUUCGACUACUACAGCUUGGGUCUUGUGUUACUAGAAAUCGGCUACUGGAAACCACUGCGCAAGCUGCUGCGCCAACAACCUAAAGAGGGGCCGGAACUCACCCGGCUCGAGAAGGCUGAGCACCUCCGCCGUCGCCGUGUUCCCGGCCUCGCUGCUUACAUGGGGGAUGCGUAUGCAGCGGCCGUCGCUGUCUGCAUUGAUGAUACACUCUUGCUGAGCAGUGGUGAGUUUGACGGAUCUCGUCCCGGAGGAGACUCGGACGCAGAGAGGCUCGCUGUGGAUAGGAAUUUUGAGAAUCUGGUAUUGACACCGCUGGAGACCUUGUCGCGAGCUAUGUGGAGCGGCCCGCCGCCUCAGAAAGACUGA
Molecule: messenger RNA, 3216 nt
Organism: Trematosphaeria pertusa
Lineage: Eukaryota; Fungi; Ascomycota; Dothideomycetes; Pleosporales; Trematosphaeriaceae
Product: kinase-like protein
Exons: 2
Coding region: 1-3216 (1071 amino acids)
Biological process (GO): protein phosphorylation
Molecular function (GO): protein kinase activity; ATP binding
Source: RefSeq, a predicted model, not a curated record